AUGGAGAAACUUUUAGAGGAGGGUCAUGUUUCCACUAACUGCCGAGAAGGGAUCCAGUUGGGAGCUAGUAGUACUGGUAAUUAUGGAGCUCCUAGUUUUUCAGGAAAUAUUCAGAGUAUUGCAGCUAGGAGGACUGCCGGUUUGCACGCUAUUAGCAACCAUGUAGACAAUCUUCAUCAGGCGUUUGAGGGUAAGGUUUUCCUAAAGGUUUCACCUACAAGAGGUGUCCAGCGUUUUGGAGUUCGAGGAAAGUUGAGUCCAAAAUUUAUUGGACCUUUUGAGAUCCUAAGGAGAGUCGGGGAAGUUUCUUAUGAGUUGGCUUUACCUCCAAGUUUAGCAAAAGUUCAUAAUGUGUUCCAUGUUUCACAGUUGAGGAAGUAUGUUCACGAUCCGUCUCAUGUUCUAGCUCACGAGCCACUUUUGAUUGAGGAGUCUUUGGUGUAUGAGGAACGACCAAUCAGGAUCUUAGAUACCCGAGUAAAAGAGUUGAGAAAUUCGAGGAUUCCAUUGGUCAAGGUUUUGUGGUCAAACCACGGGGUUGAAGAGGCGACUUGGGAAAAAGAGAUCGACAUGAGAGAGCGUUAUCCUAACCUUUUUGAAUCAAAUGAAGAUGGAGCUUGAUCUUAUCACUUCUUAAGCCAAUAAUCAUCAACUUUUGAAAAGUCAAGUAUUAUCUUUUGGAGCUUGGAUAUCAUUUUCUUUUGGGUAAUUGAAGAUCUACUUCUUUGAAGCUUGGAACCUUGAAGACUUUCUCUUUUGGAGCUUAUUUCCUUAAGUUCUUAUUAUCCUAUUAUUAUUCUCUUACUUGGUUUAGCACCACCUUCGGAGGAAAAUGGUACACAUUUUCUUAACUCUCUCGUUAUGUGAUAUUUAUUUAUGGUUA
Messenger RNA from Amaranthus tricolor (Joseph's coat), 883 nucleotides. RefSeq lists its product as uncharacterized. The record is from RefSeq and is a predicted model, not a curated record. The transcript has 4 exons. Bases 1 to 621 code for a protein of 206 amino acids. NCBI's taxonomy places the organism in Eukaryota, Viridiplantae, Streptophyta, Magnoliopsida, Caryophyllales, Amaranthaceae.